Molecule: messenger RNA, 6004 nt
Organism: Oncorhynchus mykiss (rainbow trout)
Lineage: Eukaryota; Metazoa; Chordata; Actinopteri; Salmoniformes; Salmonidae
Source: RefSeq, a predicted model, not a curated record
UUUGCUUUGUAGUCAGGCAGACAUAACAUAGUUGUCCAAUCACAAAAAAUUCUGAAAGGGGAUUUUUGCUGUAGCUUUGGCUCAGGGUGAAGAAAGUUUCUGAUGAACUCCACCAACGGAGCGGAGCAGAGAACAGGCUUUGUGGAAUUCAGCUCCGACUACAUCGAUUCGCUCAAGAGGCCUCAGGGUGCGUUUGCCACCGCUGUGUGAGCAAACAAUGACGGAGGACAGGUUGAAGGCAGACCCCUCCAAGCGGGAGGGUCUGGACUCAGGAGAGGGAGACACAGAGCCUAGCCUGCUGCUGCAGAAACUAAAGAGCAACAUCUCUAAGAAUAUACAGGGGAAAGUGGAUGUUAUCCUGCAAGAUGUGCAGCGCUUCUCUGACAACGACAAACUCUACCUUUACCUCCAGCUGCCUUCUGGCCCCAGUUCAGGGGAGAAAAGUCUGGCAAUGGCCCCGCUGGCACAACUUAGGCGGUGGUGUAUUUCUGCAUCGAUGUCAGCUUUGGAGGACAGAACACUGCCAAGCAGCAGCAGCAGCAGCAGCAGUGACCCCAGUUCCUUCAACACAGCUGACCAGCUGCACACCUGCAACUGGAUCCGCAGCCACCUGGAGGAGCACGUAGACACCUGCCUGCCCAAGCAAGACGUCUACGAGACAUACAAGAGAUACUGUGAAAACCUGCAGCACCGGCCUCUGAGUGCUGCCAACUUUGGGAAGAUCAUCCGUGACAUCUUCCCCAACAUCAAAGCCCGGAGGCUCGGUGGCAGGGGACAGUCCAAAUAUUGUUAUAGUGGAAUUCGUAGGAAGACAGUGCUAAACAUGCCACUGUUGCCAAACCUGGACCUGAAAAAUGACCCAUCGGAGCUGACGGAGCUGGUGCAGACCUACAAGCAAGAGGUGACGGAGGCGGCUUGUGAGCUCAUCUGUGAUUGGGCCCAGAAGAUCCUCAAACGUUCCUUUGACACAGUGGUCGAGAUUGCCCGUUUUCUUGUGCAGGAGCACAUCGUCAACCCACGCUGCAGCCAGGCUGAACUCGUCACUUCUGCCGCGAUGGCAGGAGGACCUGCAAAGCCCCACAAGGUGAUCAAGAAGAACCCAGUACCGUCAAAAGGAGGUGGGCCGGAGACAGAAGGGAGCAGCUCUGAUGCUAAGAGAGAUAAAGAAGUUGGGGAUCAGUCGUCGCCGGGGACACUGCAGUCCAGUGACAAGCCAACCAAAGGGGCGGAGUCAGUACGCCCGGGGGAUCGUGACCUGCAGGUGGAGGCUCUGAUGAAGCACCUGCCCCGAAUCCUGCCUCGCAGCUCCGUCCCGGAUAAGUCCCAAGGCGGGACCGUCAUGAUCCUCCCCCACACCGUCAGCCUAUCCUACCCCGAAAAAGCCCCGCCGGUUACCAUGGUGCCCGUGGCACCAACGUCGGUGGUGCAGAGGGCCCGUGCCGUGACCAAACGGGCCCUCGAGGCUCCGACUGCAACCUGCGGGGGCCCCGAGCCGGGAGGCACGCCGGCCAAACGGAAACGAGGACGACCCAGGAAGCCACGGCCAGAGGACACCACCUCUCCACAACCGCCCCCUCCGUCCCUACCUUUGGUCAACCAAGCCCACAUCAUGAAGUCCCUCACUGGAGGGGUGAUCCAGAAAGCCUGCUCGUCCUCCUCCUCUUCCCAGGUGGUGGAGGUCGUGUUCCAGGACCAGCAUGCCGUGGUGCUCGGCCAGCUACAUUCGGUAGCGGACUCUGGCAACCCAGAGCAGCGGGAUGUGGUGCUCGAGACUGACCCACGGCCCUUGCUGCUGCUGCCAGGGACCAGCCACGCAAACUGGGACAUGGGCAGGGCCAUGGUAGAGGUCAUCCAGAGGGCACCGAGACCCCCCACCACCAAGAACAACAACAACUCCCAGUCUAUCCCCCAGCACCGCCUGCCCCUGCCCACUUUGCUGGAGGAUCGAGGUGAGGUGGAGAUCACCCUCACCCCCAUGGAGCCUUCGGAAGAUCUGCCGACCCCCACCACCCAGGCUAGCUCGGAGGGCCGCCCUGCGCCUGAUGACAGCACUAAGGUUGAAAGACCCUAGCACUGGCCCUCCCAGUCCCGAACCUCACCCUCCUUGUCCCAGAGACUAGGGAGCACUAUUGGACUUUAUACUACCCUCAGCAUGAAGAUAACCACCCCCAAUCCCCCAAUCAUCUUCUCCCAGGUAGCAAGCUUCAUCUGGCUCCACACAGUCCCUCUCCCAUCUUACCGAUUGGUGGAAAUCAAAGAUUGGCGGCACAGAGAGCCAAGAAGGAUUGAUGAAGCCAAACCGCUACAUACCCCUGUUGACCUUCCAUUAGCCCUUGCAUUUGACAAUGUAAAAAGGGCCGUUUAUAACUCUUUGCUGUGACUCUAACUGCAUGUUUUUCUUUGUAAUUGUGAGCGAAGAUAUAGACAAAGGCGGCUCCAUACUCCUGAGAUUGGAUUUCUUGUAGUUCUGAUGACGAGGAGGGGCUAUUUACGGGUUCAGACCAUUCAAGGUUCUAAGUGCUACUCUCCCCGAGAGGAACUUCCCUCAAAGCGUUAUUUUUUUUAUAUCUUUGGUUGUGUUAUGUUGAUGUUUGUAGUUGUGCUUUCAAAUAGACUUCCAGAGUAAAGGCGUCCGCAUGCUUCCCAGACUAAACAGUUAGGAAGAGUUUGUGCAUAUAUUAUGAUGACAUUUUGUGACGUUUCUGUUCAUUUUGGACUUCGGUAAGGAUUUUUCGGCUGUUCGGGAACACCCCAAAAAAUUCUAGAGGCAAGCCAAAGUCGGUAGCCGAAGUCUACGCCCAUUCGUCAGUAAUUGGUCAACAGUCGGGAUUCUUCAAUAAAGUCUUUGUUGUCAUUUAACGAGAGACGACUAAUUUUCAUGCACAUUAUUUCAUUGAGAAAUACUGCAACAAACAUCUUAGUUAGAUGUAAAAUUGCGCGACUAAGAUCUUUGUAAAAACGUCCAAAUUAAUGACAGAUUUCUUGAGUUAUCUUAGAUUAAUUCUGUCUAUUUAGAGGAAGUGUAUACUGGCUACGGCAUCUCAAAAUGGACAAACUACUAGUACUAAAGUACUAUUGCUGCACACUCGUUGGGUUUGCCAAGCCAAGUGUGGCUAGUCGCCAACCAGACUGAAGCAUGCUGACGCCUUAAGAAAGGAGAAGGCAUGACACUGCUGGUGGAACUACAUUUAAAUGAUGCCCCUGUCAGGCAUCGGAACUGGAUCUGCGACUGUAUUCUAAAACAUUGUGUGACAAGAUUGUGAGUUUGCCCCCCUUCCCCAAAACCCCUAAACUAGAGUAUGACGGAAAAGCGAGCACUUACCUGGGCGUAAUUCCAAUAUUACAGCACUUCCUGUUAGCGACUUAGUGUAAAUGACAAAAGAUUAUAGACACCAUAUAGGCAAGACUAUGACAAACAGUCGUUUAGGUUUGCCUUUGCAUUUUGAAUUUACAGCACCUCAGACGAAAGCAUUAAAGCACAAACCUGCGAGCCUAGUGUAAAACCUUGAGCGUGGCAAAGAGACUUAAUGGAAUAUUAGAGCUGAUUUAGUAAAUAAUUUAGCCUGAUGCUAAUGCUAAUGUAGGUUGCCAAACCCUUUUUUAUAAGUACCUGUAUACACUCUAGUACUAUAAUAUAAUUUUCACAAAUUCAAACUGUCUGGCAGAGACAACUGUUUUUUAGCCACCAUUGCCAAACGUUUAAACUCUGGCUUUGCCUAGGGGUGCAUACAUCUUAUAUGCAUUACGUAGCAGUACAUGAUAAUGUAAGAUACUGAUACCCUUCUCUCCAAAUCCAGCAUAUCAUCCAAAGUAUGAUCAACCUUAAAUAGGCUGGUUAUGUGUUUUUUUUUUUUUAUACCUUCCAUCCUUUGACAAGGGUAGAUUUAAAUUUGUAAUCUCCAGCCUUAGCCCUUUUGGAAUUAAAUUGAAACAGAUGUCAAGAAUAUUUGCACUGAUAUGAAGAAAGCAAAAAGGGAAGAGCCUGUUAGUUAAUAAUAGUAAUGAUUACUAGAAAUUAUAAACUGGGUGGUUCGUGCACUGAAUGCUGAUUGGCUGAAAGCUGUGGUAUAUCAGACUGUAUACCAUAGGAAUGACAAAACAUUACGUUGGUAACCAGUUUAUAAAUUCAAUAAGGCACAUCGGGGGUUUAUGUUUAAAGGCUGUGUUUAGGCACUCCCCGUUGCGUCGUGACUAAGAACGGCCCUUAGCCCGUGAUAUUUUGGCCAUACACCACAUCCCCUCGGGCCUUAUUUCUUAAUUAAACUACGAUUAAAAACAUGAUUGUUAUGCUUGAGGUAGUUUUGGAACAAGCAAUGUUAGCUUUAUUUUUCAAUGGAGUUGAUGGUUUGACUGAAUUGAGAAUAAGCACAACAGAAUUAUACUUUAUUAUUAGUUUAUGCCACAUUAUUGUCCUUCUGUAAACUAUGGGCUUAUGAAGAGACAAACUGGAUGUAAAUUCAUGGUGCAUGCAUUUGGUGCUGUAAUGGUGAUGACUCAAGAUUGUCUACACACUACGCUAUUUUCCCGGGAAAACAGGGAUUCCCUAUGUCUGUCUUCAAACCCUGACGAUUUUCUUCCCUGCCUGUAUGUAGUACAGGGGUGACCAACCAUAGACAUACAUGUGGCCAACCUUCUUGUAGGCAGGCUUUUGUCCCUGCACUGUUCUUACACACCUGAUUCUAUUCUACUAAUCAACUGCUCAUUAUUAGCUAAAUCAGUUGUGUUAAAGCAGAGCUAGAACGAAAUCCUGCACACUUUGUAGCUCCCCGGUGAGGACGGUGUGCCGCCCCUGAUCUAGUAUAUUCUAUUGGUCUGUUAAUUGUGUAAUUACAUGUACAUGGUUAUAGUAACUCACCUUAUCCUCAUUCAUGACAUUGGACUAUGAGCUAGCAAUGAUCUCCUGAGUUGUAUUAGUCAAUCGACAGAUCAAGUUAAUAUCAGUAAAAGAGGUAGGUUUGAAGGACGACUACAGAUUAACUGCAGGCCCAGGGGACUUACAUGGGGAACCUCUUCCAUAAAUAAGUACAUGUCCUUUAGUGUGCAUUUAAAUGAGUAUUGCAGUAAGUGAAUGAGUGAGUGGGAGAACUUUCACUGUGGAGCCACGGUGCUCAAAAGAAACGGGUCAGAGAUUCAAAGAUAAGGAUCUUGAUACGGGUAGCAGUGCCUUGACCUUAACUGCCGGUUAAACCACAUCAUGACCGACCACGGUCAAGCUUUGCAGAUGCUCUGUUGAUGGUGGUAACACUCUAAACUAGCCCGGCUAGCUAUGUAGGGGUUAAGUAGCUUCAUAGCUUUGCUUUGCAGUUUGUUUGAGUUCAUGCAAAUAAAAAGAUUGCAAAUGAGUAAUUUUGUUAAUAUUGUUGUUUUAUCAAAUCUACGAAAACAUUUUAUCAUAUGUGCUUUUGUUGAUAUACGUCUGUGAAGUUUCAUGUAUUGUACAGGUCACUUGAUGUGCUGUUUUAACAUGAAUGUCUUUGAAUUUCAAAGACACUUAGAGUUCAAAGAAACCUAUCCAUGCAUGGUUUUAUGUGACAGAGAUUCUAUUACUCUAAAAUAAAAAAUAAAAACACUGUUACUCCUAGCUUAGAAACAUGUCAAAACAUAAAAUGUAUUGACUAGGGGGUUUAUUAAAAAUGGGAUGUAUUAUCUGUUUUAGUUUACAUGUAUAAUCCCCCAGGUUGUGUUUUGCACUUUAUUCAUACCGGAAGACUAAGUCAUUUAUAAUUGGUGUACACAUAAAAAACAGAAUCCUGAUUUGAUAAAUAAGUGUCACACCUUACAUGUUAGUAAUUUUAUACAUGCGACUCUGAAUGCCCUUGUUUGAAAUUGUUUCCAAUUUGUUUUUUUUGUAAAUCAUCGUCUCAGAGAUUUUGUGACAUUUACAUCUAUGCUUCCUUUAAAAAAACACAACUAAACAAAAUGAUGCCAACGACUAAUGUGAAUAUAUUUUCCUAUGCUGACUGUAAUAAAUGUUGUUAAAGGUAACUGGAGAGAUGUUACAGUA